AUGAACUUGCGACAGAUUGGGGGUCGCAUCGCCUUUCUCGCACUUGCCAACGUGGGCCGCAGCUUAGCACGACGGCCCGUCGUCGAUGCAUUGCUCAGUGGCAAGUGCCUCAGCCUGCAUCACCGAAGCAAACGCAACAGUAAAAUGAUGCCGAAGUGCCUGUCUCCCGUAAUUUUGGGCUCUAUCUUGUCACACUGCACCGUUUCCCAUGACAUCUCGCCUCAUCACAGGACGCUCUCAAGCCUCUUGCAACUCCUGCAUUUCGGCGCCUCAAGGAGCCAUCGCGGCUAUGUCGGCAGAUGCCUUUUCGAAAAACCUGUGUCUGGUGUAGGGCCGUCUUUCCGACAUGCUCGUCACUGCUCAGAGGCUUGA
Symbiodinium sp. CCMP2592 is the source of this 372-nucleotide messenger RNA. Lineage: Eukaryota; Dinophyceae; Suessiales; Symbiodiniaceae. The record is from the annotation of a GenBank genome assembly.